GAGAAACCCCGUAGCAGGCCAGGAACCAUAGACAGGAACUAGCUAAACAACGUUUAGCAUCCAAGAUGGCGGGAGCAGACAGCGACGACUCUCUUUACCCUAUUGCUGUGUUAAUUGACGAAUUAAGAAAUGAAGAUGUUCAGUUACGAUUGAACAGUAUUAAGAAACUGUCCACCAUCGCCUUAGCUUUGGGGGUCGAAAGGACACGCACUGAACUUCUACCUUUCCUCACAGAUACCAUCUAUGAUGAAGAUGAAGUUCUGCUUGCCCUUGCUGAACAACUUGGGAACUUCACCCUGCUGGUUGGAGGCCCUGAAUAUGUGCACUGUCUCCUUCCCCCUUUGGAGAGUCUGGCUACAGUUGAAGAGACCGUGGUGCGAGACAAGGCAGUGGAGUCCCUGCGGAAGAUCUCCCAUGAGCACUCUCCAGUGGACCUGGAAGUGCACUUUGAGCCUCUGGUAAAGCGUUUGGCCAGUGGUGACUGGUUCACGUCACGUACCUCUGCCUGUGGUCUCUUCAGUGUCUGCUACCCACGAGUUUCCAGUACAGUCAAAGCUGAGAUCCGCCAGCACUUCCGCACCCUGUGUUCUGAUGACACUCCCAUGGUGCGCCGUGCAGCUGCCUCCAAACUGGGUGAAUUUGCCAAAGUGUUGGAGCUGGAGUAUGUUAAGAGUGACAUCAUUUCCCUCUUCACUGCAUUGGCAUCUGAUGAGCAGGAUUCUGUUCGUCUCCUGGCCGUGGAGGCUGGCGUCAGCAUUGCCACUCUGUUGCCUCAAGAGGAUCUGGAAGCUCUGGUGAUGCCCACCUUGCGCCAGGCAGCAGAGGACAAGUCCUGGAGGGUUCGCUACAUGGUUGCAGACAAAUUCUCAGAUUUGCAGAAAGCCGUGGGUCCAGAAAUCACAAAGAAUGACCUAGUGCCAGCCUUCCAGAACCUUCUGAAAGACUGUGAGGCUGAGGUUCGUGCCGCUGCUGCAAACAAAGUCAAAGAAUUCUGUGAAAAUUUGCCAGAGGACAGCAGAGAGACUAUCAUCAUGUCACACAUUCUUCCCUGUGUUAAGGAACUUGUCUCAGACACUAAUCAGCAUGUGAAGUCUGCACUGGCGUCAGUCAUUAUGGGCCUCUCCACCAUCUUAGGCAAAGACAACACCAUUGAGCACCUGCUUCCCCUUUUCCUGGCCCAGCUCAAAGAUGAGUGUCCAGAGGUUCGCCUCAACAUCAUCUCCAACUUGGACUGUGUGAACGAGGUGAUUGGAAUCCGCCAACUCUCACAGUCUCUGCUUCCGGCUAUUGUUGAGCUGGCUGAAGAUGCCAAAUGGCGAGUACGGCUGGCAAUUAUCGAAUACAUGCCCCUUCUGGCUGGACAGUUGGGUGUAGAGUUCUUUGAUGAGAAACUCAAUUCUCUGUGCAUGGCUUGGCUUGUCGAUCAUGUGUAUGCCAUCAGAGAGGCAGCCACCUGUAACCUGAUGAAGCUGGUGGAGAAGUUUGGAGCCGAGUGGGCACAGAACACCAUUGUGCCCAAAGUGCUGGGAAUGGCUAAUGACCCCAACUACCUGCACAGAAUGACUACCCUCUUCUGCAUUAAUGCUCUGUCUGAGGUGUGUGGACAAGAUAUUACCACCAAACACAUGCUCCCUGUAGUUUUAAAGAUGUCCAACGACCAGGUAGCCAAUGUUCGCUUCAAUGUGGCCAAGUCACUUCAGAAGAUUGGACCUGUGCUGGACAGCAGCUGUCUGCAGACUGAUGUGAAACCAGUGCUGGAGAAACUGGCAACAGAUCAAGAUAUGGAUGUCAAAUAUUUCGCUCAAGAGGCCAUCAGUGUUCUUUCUCUGGCCUAAAGUACCUUCUUGCUGAACGUAAGACCCAUCUCAAGCUGACCUCCAUUGUAUUUAUUGACAUCUAAGACCAUCCACUGGACUGUUUAUGGAGAAACAAUGUGUACUGUUCCCUAUCAGUGAGAAGUGUUUUAGGGAAACUUGGCUUCUCUAAGUGUUUUCUUUUUUUUCUCUCCAACUAUUAACCACAUACCAUCUUGCUCUUCGUUCCUACCCUGCAAUAGGCCCGCUGAGCCCCCCUGCUAACCCUUCACUUGCUAACCCCCAGCCUGGGGUCACACACUUAGAUGGCGUUUUAAUAUCCACCUAACAAUCUAAUGAAGCAUCAUAGGUUAAGAGAAAAAAAGAAAA
Molecule: messenger RNA, 2183 nt
Organism: Rhinichthys klamathensis goyatoka
Lineage: Eukaryota; Metazoa; Chordata; Actinopteri; Cypriniformes; Leuciscidae
Gene: ppp2r1ba
Product: protein phosphatase 2, regulatory subunit A, beta a
Exons: 15
Coding region: 66-1835 (589 amino acids)
Biological process (GO): protein dephosphorylation
Cellular component (GO): protein phosphatase type 2A complex; cytoplasm
Molecular function (GO): protein phosphatase regulator activity; protein binding
Source: RefSeq, a predicted model, not a curated record